AUGAAGAGAAAGAUAGAUUUGGUUGAAGAAGAACACGAGAGUGAACAUGAAGAAAGCGAAAGUUCCGGUGAUGAAAGCGAGGAUGAAGAACUAAGAAUAAAUGAAGAACCAAGAAUAAAAGAUGUUUUGAGUCAUCUUUCCCGAGCAGUGUCGGUAAAGCGUGCUUCUGAUUUGCUGCAUAGUAUGGCCGCGUCCAAAGAUGUUCUUUUCUGGACUCCCAGCGGACAAUUACUUCGAAAUAAACGCACUAUUCCCGUCACAAACAUCGCCGAGCUAGUUGAGUAUGCGUUACUCCCUCAUAACAAUGAGGUUAACAAGCCUCGUGCGCUGAAUACGUUUCUAGAUGGACUUGCAGAGUUAGGAAUCGAUAAAGGUUUAGUCAAGAACAAAAAAUUGUUAAGUGAUUUAAUAGAAAAGGAAAAAGGCUACCGAAAUGUAGAAAAUACUUCCGAUAAUGAGAGUAAUAAUGAGGAGAGUUCAUCGGAUAUUGAAAAUCAGGAGAAGGAGGAGGAGGUGGCUUCUGAGAAUGGCGUUGAAACUGAAGGCACCCAAGAGCGCGACAACGACACUGAAAAUGAUAGUGAGGAAACAGAAAGUAGUAGCCUUGAAACGUCCAUCACCUUUCACUCUAAAAGUCCCUGUGGACAUUGCGAAAACUCUAAUGUGUACUCCACAUUGAUCAUGAAAUGUCCUAAAUGCUUUUGGCACGAUAACUACAAGAUUUGUCCUAUAUGCGAUCACGAGAUCUCCGAGGAGAGAAAAUAUAUCAAAGAGGGCUUUCUUCGGUGUCACGAUUGUGGAUUAAUUACACACAAAAACGCCAAGACGUUGGAAACCAGUUUUUAUUCACCUUCUAAAGAGGAGAACGAAGAGGAGGUCUAA
Molecule: messenger RNA, 882 nt
Organism: Porites lobata
Lineage: Eukaryota; Metazoa; Cnidaria; Anthozoa; Scleractinia; Poritidae
Source: the annotation of a GenBank genome assembly